Molecule: messenger RNA, 3186 nt
Organism: Cyprinus carpio (common carp)
Lineage: Eukaryota; Metazoa; Chordata; Actinopteri; Cypriniformes; Cyprinidae
Product: transcription factor 15-like
Biological process (GO): regulation of transcription by RNA polymerase II; developmental process
Molecular function (GO): DNA-binding transcription factor activity, RNA polymerase II-specific; protein dimerization activity; RNA polymerase II transcription regulatory region sequence-specific DNA binding
Source: RefSeq, a predicted model, not a curated record
GAUUCCAGUUACCUAAAUAGUAGCACAAACUGAUUUUGGCAACUUGAUUUGAGUAAAACCUUUUCCAAGAACUCUCUUCACAGUUAUUCUCAUGUCAAACAGAUGUUCUGAAUUACAUUCUGUCAGAUUUGAAACACUGCCCCCUACGUGCAGUAAAAUCCCAACUGUGUCUCUCUCCUUUUGGACCUGGAGUGACCCACGGUCCAUGUGACACAAAUUUUACAGACAACGACAACAGUCUCUGUCUGUAAACUUUUUGGAGCUAAAUUUAGCGCUGGGUCAAACAGAACAAGGUUGCUUAGCUAUUACAUACAAAUGAUAUAACUUUCAAAGACUUUAUAAGCCAUAGAGAACAUGAAAUGUUGAGCAAACAAUAUCAGGAGCAAGGGAUGAAUGGACCAGAAUGAAGAGACAAAAACAAGGUCUUCUCAGGGAAGGUAGGUCAGAUCACCAUCCUGGCUUCCUGUUGACCUGCACUAGGUCACCCAGAGGACCCGGUACCCAAAUGUUACAGAAAAAAACACCAAAAUCCCUGAACGUGUGUUGGUGCGUGCAUUUAUUUAUAUAUCUUCGAAUGUCCUCCUUCUUUGGGACAUAGCAGGUGCACCCCAGCUCCACCUGUCCAUCCUUUUCCACAGCCACAUGGUGGCGGACAAAUCCAGAAAGGGAUCAGCCAUUCAAGAAAUGGCAUGCAGAAGUGCCACGGGGCCACGGAAGAUCUCUGGAUACCGGAUCAGACGCAGCUGCCCCCCGGCUGCUAUUUUCACUCAGCUUAAAGUACCAUGGGCAGCCAGCAUCUACGCCAUGGACUACCCAUAACUACCAGUCUGUCUCUGCACACCAUGAAGUCCACCACAGGGGAGCAUGAGCAUCCUGCACACGAUAGCCAGAGCUUGCCCUCCGACCCUGAUGAGCUUGACAGUGGCAGCGAAAGCUCGGAGAAAUCCACCGGCGCAGGGAGCCCCAUGCGGGGCCACAGGGAGGCGGGGAGACGCAGAGGGGGUCGUAGACUUGCAGGGGUGAGCAAACAACGUCAGGCAGCUAAUGCUCGGGAGCGAGACCGCACGCAUAGUGUCAACACUGCCUUCACGGCUCUGCGUACCCUCAUCCCUACAGAGCCAGCCGACAGGAAGUUAUCAAAAAUCGAGACUCUGCGAUUGGCAUCGAGCUACAUUUCACACUUGGCCAACGUGCUUCUUCUAGGGGAGGACUGCAUGGAUGGGCAACCAUGUCUGAAAUAUCACAACAUCUUACAAAGCAACACCAACCUCAAAACUCCACCGGUUCGACCCAUCUGCACCUUCUGCUUGAGUAACCAGAGGAAAAUGCUUAGAGAUGGGGAAAAGCACACAACUGCGUGACAGCAGAAGUUCUCCUGACUGUCCGCUGCUACGUAGGAGCUCUCAACUUCUGAAUGUUUACAUGUAAAGAGACAUUUUCUUGCACAGAGACAAAACAUUGUUUUGUUUUUGUUUGUUUUUUUCUCUGAGGACAGACAAAACAAGCAACAAGAAGAGAGACAAAUCUGCACUUUUUCUGCAAGUGUGUCCACUUUAUCUACUGUGUUUUGGUUAAUGUAACCGGAGAAUAUGUGUAAAGUUGCACCUGGUGGGAGGCUAUUUCAGUAACAGAUAUAGUAAGCUACACCAUCCCUUGCCUUAAAAAAAACAGUCUUGUGUCUGCCUCUUGCACGUCACAUGAUGGUAAUUGAAACCUUGCGGUUUGCAGUGGUCACUGUCAGUACAACGGCGGGUAAAAAUCUCAUCCCCUCCCUCUUGUCUCCACAUCUACGCCAGGACCACAAUCCCAACAUGGCUCUCAGGAGACUGUAAACAAAUUUCUAACCUCAGCAUGAUAAUUUGGGUUAGGCAAAGAAUGCUAAAUAGUGGCACAUGACUGAAUGCUAUAGUUGCAAGUAUUUCAUAGUGAGAAGAACAUAAUCUAACAUGUUCUGGUUUUUGGUCAUAAUCCCUAACACGAACCCUGGGUUAUGACCCUGACCCCAAAUGUUAUAUAGCCUACCCUAAAUCCUUGUGGUCAUGAUCUGAGAACACACUUUGGUGACAUAAUGUUGCGUAGACUGUCAAUGAGGUCACUCCAUAACAACAAAGGGCAUGCUUAUGCUCCUGAAUCAUACAACACCAAAUCAGUCUUGUAGAUUUUACUAAACUUGUGUGAAGGAAGGCCAUUUGAGCACAAGUCCAAAUUACGAGUGUCAACGUCAAGACAGAAGCUUGUUGCAUUACAUGCAACUUAAGAAAUUUCUGUGCGCACUUGAUGCAUCAAUUACGCAGUCAUUUUCCAUUACUAUAGCUACGCAAUUGUAUCUUUCAGAAGUGCAUGCACAAAGACAUAUUGAUUCAUGAUAUGUCAACAUGGCUUUUUUGUCCACUGAUUUGCAACAAAUCGAACCAAAAAUAUGUACAAGACAGUGGUCUUUUGAGAUGAGUAGAUGGAAGUUUUAUCUGGGAUUUUGAUUGGCUAUUGCUAAUUCCCACUCUCUUGCUUGACUUAAAAAACAACCAAAAAAAGCCAGUUGGAUUUCAGAAAGUGUUCCAUAAAUUGGCACGUUUCACAUUGACUAAGGUUUAGGGGAAAGGUCUUAGAGCAUGUGCUCACCUCAAGUACACCACUAAAACAUCAUCUGCUGAACCUUGUUUUGUUUACAUUAGCGGAAUUAGUAGAGAUGACAAAUUUGAGCCUAACAUUUACUGUGAUUAUAAUUUAUUUUCAGAUACUGCAUCUGCGAUGUGAAUGUUUAGAGGUAGAAUUUUUUUUUAGGCAUCAACAUGUACCAAUCAGUUAUUUAUAUCCAAAAUGUUUACCUGCAUGUCUUGCACAAAUCAAAACUUCAGCUUAUAGGCAUGUCUGAAUUUGCAGACUCUGCAGAAUGACUCUUCCUUGCAUUAAAAAGUAGUACAAUACAAAUGAAAGAAAAAAAAGUGCAACGGAGGUACCACAAUGUACUGGAAAUAUUGUAAUAUGACAAGGCUUUUUGAAAUUGUAAAUAUUUUUACCAAAUCUUUUUAACAUUAAAAAUUAAAGGUCAAAAAGCAUUAUACCAAUAAUAUAGCCUACCUUUAAAGCAUUUUGAUCACAAGCCUGUCGUAUUCUAAUACUUGAAUUGGCCACUCUUCUAAAAGUGGUCUUUUGCACAUCAAACAAGCUGCUAUUUAAUCAAGUAUU